CACGUUUAAUGAACUAUUAAGUCUUAUUAUGUCUCUUUUGUCAGUAUUUCAGUUGUCAUACUGUUUGGACAGUGUAAGCAAUGUGAAGUAAAGUUACUAAUACUGUUGUUACGUACUAUUUGUUGAUUAUUUUCUGAUAUUGAUAAUGUAAAAUGUCAUGCUGUUUUACUUGUUAAGAGAGAACAAUGAACACUGUAUUAUAUAAUAUAUAAUACAGCACAUAAAAGUGUGCUGUUUUAGGAAAAGAAGGCUCUGGGUCCACUGUGACCCUGACAUGGAUAAUGCACUUCAAAAGGAUGAAUGAAUUCCUCCUCUUAACAUGCUGACAGUAAAGCAGCUUGUACAUGUCUUUUGGGUAUCAACAUGUUUGCACUUGUUUUUACAUGCCAGUUUAGUCUCAACGGACAAACAGUUUAUCGAAUGUCUGAGAAGGAAGUCGUUCAGUGACUAUAAAUCCGAUAUGGCUGAUAGCAUCUAUGUGUUCUUUAGAUUAUACAUGCAUUAUGAGCGAGUUUCUAAAUUGAAACCUGUACAGCUAAGUUCGUGCCAGAAGUGCUGAUAUCAUCACAUCAUUACAUCACAAAGAUAUUUAAUACUAGCAUAUGGCAUCUGCAUGUACACAGUGAGGCUUUCACAACACUGUAAAACUGGAUAGUUCAUUUAACUCAAAACAUUUGAGGAAACUAAUGACCUCAAAAUGUUUAAGUUGAUAAAUCAAUUUCUUUAAGCCAAAUACACUUAAAUAUAACAAAAAUUUAACUCAAACUUUCUAAUUUAAAAUAAAUUUUUGUGAAUUUUCUGAACAAAAGAUCAAAAGGUUAAACAAUAAAGAAAAUUUUUCACAGCCUUCUUAUAUUUUAGCUUGUAUUUACCAAGGGUGUAAAUAUUAGUGGAGGGCACUGUAUAUUAUCAAACAAUUAUUUGGUAGGAAUGGAUGAAAAUGUCUAUUCAGUUUGAAAAUUCUCCAGUGAGCAAACAUUGAAAUAAAGUGUAGUAUUAUCAGUCAUCUCCAUGUUUAGCUUCCUCUGGCCAUAAUUAUUUCAACUGAAUUCUUGGUCACUCAUUUUACAAUACAAUAGUUGUCAUUAAGUAUUUAGAGGGCACAAAAUAGAUCACAAAAUAGACCUCAGUAUAUUAACCGUGGCCGCACCUUAUUAACAAAAUAACCUCCAUAUCACCUUAGCAGCGUUGUAGUAAUAUGAUGAAGCAUGUCUGAGAACUGAAUGACAUUAUUCUUUUAUUACUUGAAAACCCUAUCUCCUGUGCCUUGAAGUCAAUCUUUAAACCAGUCAAUUCUUCUUCCUCCUUGUACUGGAAAUAUAAUAAAAAACCAAAACAUCAAAUUAAGAAAAUGUCCUCUAUUUAUAUAGCAUUAUUUGUAAACUCCAACGAUGGCACAUAUGUAUGUAUUAAUGUUUUAGAUUAGCAUGUAUCUCAUUUCUUCUCACAUAGAUGGAAAAUAACUGUUCUGGCAACAAGACAAAAGCCCCACCUUAUGAAAUCACAGCUCAGCCUUUUGAUAUGUAACAACCUUCACAGCUUGUUUCACAGUUACUCUCGGAAGGCUGAGACAUGGCUACGAUGUACAGCAAUGUGUCAACUGAGAACUACUCUGAUUACCAAAACAUACAGAACGACAAGUACUCAGUCUGCAGUAAUAUCAAAUUAAAGGCCUUCAGCCGAGUCUUCCUACCUACCCUUUACAGCAUCGUCUUCGUUGUGGGAUUCAUUGGAAAUGGCCUGGUGGUGUGUGUUCUGGUCAAAUAUCACAAAAAGUCCAACAUGUCAGAUCUGUGUCUCUUCAACCUGGCUAUUUCAGACCUCCUCUUCCUGAUCUCAUUGCCUUUCUGGGCUCACUACGUUGCCAUCUCUGAGUGGACUUUCGGGAGCUUCAUGUGUCAUGCAGUAACAGCGCUCUACAUGCUGGGAUUCUAUGGAAGUAUCUUCUUUAUGAUUCUCAUGACCGUUGACCGCUACGCUGUCAUUGUCCACACUUACACCUCCCUCUUCUCCAAACACCGGUCUGUCAGAGCUGGCAUAGCCCUGGCUUUGUUUAUAUGGGCACUUAGCUUGGGAGCUUCUCUGCCAACCAUCAUUUUCUCCAAAGUGAAGAAUGAAUCAGUUGGUAGUACAUGCAAGGUGGAAAAUCCUAAAGGAUCAGCGUGGGACUCCUUCACUUACAUUGAACUGAACAUCCUCGGUUUGAUCAUUCCUCUCUCAGUGAUGCUGUUCUGCUACUCGCGCAUCAUCCCCAUCUUAAUGACGAUGAAAUCUCAGAAGAAACACAAAGCUGUCAGGCUCAUGCUGGUCUUGGUUACUGUUUUCUUCCUCUUCUGGAUGCCCUACAACAUCGUCAUCUUCCUGAUGUUCCUGAAACAAUUGGGCUACAUGACAGGCUGUGAGUGGGAACAGGACCUGCACAUGGCUAUGCAGUGGGUGGAAACCAUAGCGUUCAGUCACUGCUGCCUCAACCCCAUAAUCUAUGCCUUUGUGGGGCAGAAAUUCAGAAAUUUAUUUAUAAAGAUCCUGAACGAGUGGUUUCCUCUUUGCUUUGGUCGAUGCACAGCAACUGAAACGAAGUUCUCAGAGAGUCGGAGCUGUAAGUCCUCACGCUGGACAAGUAUCAGUACAAAGACAAAAUCAAAACAGUAAUUGUUAUCACAUAUUAUCACUAACGCCUAUUUCAGCUUGUAAAAGUGAAUAAUUUAUGCAUAUUUUAUAUGUUCAUACAUUUUGAAUGAGCAGUGAGUUCAUUUUCAAAAUAUAAUCUACCGAGAAUAUGUAAUCACAUCAUAGUAACUAAUAUAUCUCAUUAUGUCUCUUUUGUAUUUGACUUGUAUUACUAUUUGUAAAGUGCACCGGUGUAUAGUGUCGUUACUAUUGCAACCCAAAGUGGAUUGUAUUACUAGAAAAUAUUCAACUUUUGUGUCACCUGUUAAAGACAGAACAACAACCAACACGUUGCAUUACAUAAUGAAUAAAAUACUUGAAGGCAUGUUAUAUAUUAUAAGGCUCUGGAUCCACUGUGACCCUGGCAAUGAUAAAGCACUUAUUGAAGAUUAAUAAAUGAAUCCUUCAUAAACCCUGCCAGCAAGUCAGCUUGUCCAUUUCUUUCAGUGGGAUCAAGUUUUGACAUGUUUUUACAUACAGGUUUUGAGUCACCAGGCUGAGCCAAAUAUUUUAUGCACAUAUCAGAGAGAGAAAUUAUUCUUUGACUCGUAUUUGGGUUGGACAGGUCAGGACCAGUUGCAGAGUGUUGUUAUUUAUAGAAUUGUGGUGUGACUGAUAGCAUCUGUGCAACCUUUUACUUAACUGGGCGUCUAUUAACAAAGGAGUUAGUUUGCUUUUACUUCAAACACAGAAAUUUGUGCCAGAUCACAACGCCACUUCUCAAAGUUAUUUAAUGCUAUUGGCAUUAUAUUGUGGUAUAUGCACAGUAACAGUAACUUUCACAAUAACAAACUCUCGGGUAUACUUUCUUUUUCCUGCAGGCUCCCAGUUAUAAUAAUGUAGGCAACUACAUAUUGGAGCAACUACAUUUCCCAAAUACUUUCGUAAAGUACGAAUCUUUAAGUGGUUAAAAUGUAAUUUUAACUAAUUUUAACUGGAAUUCAACUAAUAGAUCUCGUAUGGUAGCACUUCUUGUAUUGUUCUCUGCUUGAUAUCGCUUUGCUUGUAUCUUUCUCAUUUGUAAGUCGCUUUGGAUAAAAGCGUCUGCUAAGUGAAUAAAUGUAAUGUAAAUGUAAAAGUGGUUACAAAUAUCUGUCAGUGAAUCUUGGUUACAAAAAAUGGAUAUGCAAGCGACACCUAAUGAAAACCUUUCAGAAGUGCUUUCUGUGUGAACUCGUCUGGUGAAGUUUGUCGCAGUCAUGGACCAAGAAUAAAACUUCUGCUGUGGGAUAUAUAUUACCAACAGGGUGUUUUUGUUCAUGAGGUUGUAAGGUAUUGUUUUAUACACAAAAAAAAAUUACAAUAUGGGUGCAAAUAAAAAGCAAGCACAUGCUAAUGUUCUUGAAUCCUGAAUCUCAUAUUCUAAAAUCUAUAGGAAUAUUUUGGUAUCUGAUCUGUAGUGAGCUGCUUUCUUAUAAUAUUCCAUGACUAGGCAUUCUCAAAGGUAAUUUCACCUUCAGGAACAGCCAUCAAGCUGGAAAUGUAUUUUUCAUCACUAUUAUUAAACAUGGGUUCACCACUAAGCACUAAAGACUUAGUCAUUUGCACAAGAUUCAGUUUGUGAGAGGAAAAAAAAGGAUUGAAAACAGAAGGAAAGUGUUUUGACAGCGCUUAAAUGUAACAAUAGAUGAUACCACAGAUCGGAAAUAAAGUUUUAAAGAUUCAAAGAUUAAUCAACUGACAAAGAACACCGAAAAGCUUCCAUUUCUAGCAAAGUCACAAUGAAAACAAAUAAAUAAAAAAUCGGGG
Messenger RNA from Ictalurus furcatus (blue catfish), 4419 nucleotides. Its product is annotated as C-C chemokine receptor type 5-like. Gene Ontology annotation, molecular function: chemokine receptor activity. Gene Ontology annotation, biological process: chemotaxis; G protein-coupled receptor signaling pathway; immune response. The record is from RefSeq and is a predicted model, not a curated record. Gene Ontology annotation, cellular component: membrane. The transcript is spliced from 2 exons. Lineage: Eukaryota; Metazoa; Chordata; Actinopteri; Siluriformes; Ictaluridae. Bases 1573 to 2652 code for a protein of 359 amino acids.